GAGACGAGCAUGCGCCUCCCUGCGAGGCUGCAGGACGGGUUUGGCAGUGCAGAGGACAGCAGCAGCAGCUUCAGAGAAACCUAAGAGCUGUUCCAGCAUGGAAAGGGGGCAGGGUCUUCUGCUCAGCCUCGUCAUGGCAACGUGUUUCUACGGCAACACCGCUCAAAAAACAGUCUGCACUCAAGAGGCCGUGGCUGACAUCGUCUUCAUGGUUGACGGCUCGUGGAGCAUCGGCAGCGAGAACUUCAAGCAGAUCCGUCGUUUUCUGCACACGCUGGUCGACAGCUUUGACGUCAGGCCGGAGCACGUCCGCAUCGGACUGGUCCAGUACAGCACCGCUCCGCGCACCGAAUUCCUGCUCAAUACUUUCAGGAGCAAGAAGGACAUCCUACGUUACGUCAGCAGCUUACCCUACCUGGGCGGCGGCACCCAGACGGGGCUGAGCCUGGACUUCAUGCUGAAGGAGCACUUUGUGGAGGCUGCCGGGAGCCGGGGGGCAGAGAGCGUGCCACAGAUUGCCGUGGUGAUCACCGACGGCAAGUCGCAAGACAACGUGGAGUCCCACGCUCAGGACCUAAAGAGAGAGGGAAUCGUUUUGUACGUUAUUGGCAUCAAGGACGCAGAUGAAGAGCAGCUGAGAGAGAUUGCCAGCGAGCCGCACAGUCAGCACGUCUACAGCGUGUCCGACUUUGCGGCGCUGCAAGGAAUCUCUCAGAGCAUCGUUCAGACGCUUUGCACCACGGUGGAAGAAGUCAAACGACAACUCCUGCAGUUGUCUCAAGAAUGUGCCAAAGCCACAGUGGCCGACAUCGUGUUCCUGGUCGAUGGAUCCUCCAGCAUCGGCAUCAGUAACUUUCAGGAGAUCCGGCAGUUCCUCCGUAGCGUGGUCAGCGGCCUGGACAUCGGCCCAGACAAGGUCCGUGUUGGCUUGGCUCAGUUCAGCGAUGAAACCACCCAAGAGUUCCUGUUGAAGGAGCACAUGGACAAGAAGUCCCUCUUGGCCUCGGUGGACAUAUUCCCCUACCGAACCGGCGGCACGGAAACGGGCAAGGCCAUCGACUUCCUCCUAAAUAACUAUUUCACAGAGGAAGCCGGGAGCCGAGUCAACCAGCGGGUUCCUCAGAUCGCCGUGGUCAUCACAGACGGAGACUCUACGGACGAUGUAAUGGAGCCUGCCCAGCGCCUGAGGCAACUCGGGGUCAUAGUGUUUGCCAUCGGAGUGGGAGCAGCCAACCGUAAGGAGCUGGAGUCCAUUGCCAACCGUCCUCCAGAGCGGUUCCUGUCCUCCAUCAAUAACUACCAGGCUCUGCAGAGGCUGACCGUAGGUCUGCUGCAAACCGUUUGCAUCUCCGUGGAGGAUCAGAGGCAAGCCUUGGCCGAAAGGUUUGCAGACAUCUUCUUCCUUGUGGACAGCGGCAUGUCUCAGAAAGACUUCCAGCAGAUCAGGACACUCCUCACCCGACUGGUUAAUCAGCUGAACAUCGGAGGGUCCUCCCACCGCCUGGGCUUGGCCCAGUACGGUCAAGAUACGAGGGUUGAAUUUCUUCUCAACGCUUUCCAAAACAAACAGGACAUCCUGAACGGCAUUAAGCAAUUCGGCCAGCAAAAACUCCAAACCAACGAGCCUCGUAAUCUGGGCGGCGCUUUGCGGUACGCUGCCACUAACUUCUUCACCAGCGAGGCAGGCAGCCGGGCAGACCAAGGCUACCGACAAUUCCUGGUGGUUAUAAGUGGAAAAGAAUCCGCCGAUCCCGUGCACCGGGAGUCCCGUCUGAUCAAAUCCUCGGGAGUGACGGUGGUAGGGAUGAGCCUCAGUGAAUCUCUGAUGGAGAUGCGCAUCGUAGCGACAGCACCCUACAUCUACCAGUCCAUCAGCAGCGUGGCAUCUCUGCGGGCUAUCUUUGAGAGGGAGGAGGCGGAGACCGUUCUUACUGGAGAUUGCAAAGCAGCCAAACUGGCUGACAUUGUGUUCAUCGUUGAUGAGUCUGGAAGCAUCGGAUCCCCCAACUUCCAUCUGGUGCGCACUUUCCUCCACUCGCUCGUGAGCGGCCUGGAGGUCGGUACCUCGAGAGUCCGCGUGGGCAUUGUGACGUACAACGAAAGGGCCACGGCGCAGGUCUACCUCAACAGUUUCAAUGACAAGAGCGAACUGUUGAAGUUCAUCAAAAUGCUCCCUUACCAGGGUGGUGGUACGUACACUGGUGCGGCCCUGGAAUUUGCCUUGAGGGAGGUUUUCAUACCGCAAAGAGGAGGCAGGAGAGCGAAGGGUAUCCAGCAGGUGGCGGUGGUGAUCACAGACGGGGAAUCCCAGGACAACGUGAGCACAGCAGCGGCUAAUCUCCGUCGAGAGGGUAUCACCGUUUACGCGCUAGGGGUUAAAGACGCCAACGAUGCCCAGCUGGUAGCAAUGGCUUCUUACCCCCCCCACAAGCACAAGUUCACUGUUGACAGUUUUGCCAAACUGAAAUCAGUAGAGCAGAGCUUGCAGAAACUGCUGUGCAACAACAUCCUCCGGCAAGCAGUCUCAAUCAACACAAGGAGAACUGGCAUCAAAGACGGCUGUGUACAGACGGAUGAAGCUGACAUCUUCUUCCUGAUUGAUCACUCAGGAAGCAUUUACCCCAAAGACUUCCAAGACAUGAAGACGUUCAUUAUCGGGUUUCUACACACCUUCCGUUUAGGGCCACAACAUGUCCGCGUGGGUGUUGUAAAAUAUGCAGAUUCGGCAGAUUUAGAAUUUGAUCUGACAGCCUACUCUGAUGCAAAAACAUUGGAGAAAGCAGUAGAGGGAAUUAGACAAAUAGGAGGUGGGACUGAGACGGGGAGAGCGCUGGAGUUCAUGAGUCCGCAGUUUGACCGAGCCAUGGCAACUCGUGGUCACAAAGUCCCGGAGUACCUGGUGGUCAUCACCGAUGGAAAAUCUUCCGAUAAGGUCAAGGCUCCUGCGGAAAAACUGAGGUCAAAGGGCGUCAUUGUCUACGCCAUUGGUGUGAAGAAUGCCGAUGUGGUGGAGCUUGGAGAGAUUGCUGGUGACCCAAAGAGAACUUUUUUUGUCAACAAUUUUGAUGCUCUGAGGCCCAUCAAAGAUGACAUCAUCACAGACAUCUGUUCCCCAGACGCUUGUAAAGACACUCCAGCCGACCUCCUUUUCUUGAUCGACAGUUCCGGCAGCAUCUAUCCACAAGACUAUGACAAAAUGAAGGACUUCAUGAAAUCUGUCAUCAGCAAGUCCAUCAUUGGGCAGAACAAGGUGCAUGUUGGUGUCAUGCAGUUUAGCACCAUCCAACAACUGUCAUUUCCCCUCAACCAGUACUACACCAAGGAGGAAAUGUCCAAAGCCAUCAAUGGCAUGCAGCAGGUUGGCGGAGGCACGCUCACAGGUGAAGCCAUCACUGAGGUUUCGAAGUACUUUGAUGCCAUCCAAGGAGGGCGUCCUGAAAUGCAACAGAGGCUUGUAGUCAUCACAGAUGGCGAAGCCCAAGACCAUGUCAGAGGCCCUGCCGAGGCUCUGAGGGCUAAGGGAGUGUUGAUCUACGCCAUUGGAGUGGUGGACGCCAACACCACCCAGCUGAUGGAGCUCAGCGGUUCACCGGACAGGACAUACGUCGAGAGGGACUUUGACGCCCUUAAAGACUUGGAGAGCCAGUUGGCCUUGGAGCUCUGCGAUCCAGUGAGAGAGUGUAAGAAGACCGAAAGAGCGGACAUUAUUUUCCUGGUGGACGGCUCUACUAGCAUAACCCUGAAAAAGUUCAGAAGCAUGCAGAAGUUCAUGGCAUCAUUGGUGAACCAGACCACAGUCGGCAAAGACCUGACUCGCUUUGGAGUCAUUCUUUACUCCACCAACCCCCAAUCUGUUUUUACUUUGAAUCAGUACAACUCCAAACGAGAGGUUCUUAAUGCGAUCUCCGCCCUGAGGUCCCCGUAUGGAGACACCUUUACCGGCAAGGCUCUGGCAUACUCGUUACAGUUCUUCAACGAUGCACACGGGGGUCGAGCAGCUCUCCAGGUGCCCCAGAUUCUUAUGGUGAUUACAGACGGCGAUGCCACCGACCGUAACAAUCUGGUUGCUCCUGCGGAGGGACUGCGAGACAGAGGGAUCAGCGUCUUCAGUAUCGGAGUGGAGGGGGCCGACAAGUCACAGCUGGAGAUCAUGUCUGGUCAUGAGAAAUCUAGAGUUUUCUAUGUGGACAACUUUGAUGCCCUGGAAAACCUGUACAAGAAUAUUACUCAUGCUCUCUGCAAUUCCACCAAACCAGUUUGUGAGAAACAGCAGGCAGACCUGGUCUUCCUGAUCGAUCAGUCUGGCAGUAUCAGUGCAAACGACUACACCACCAUGAAGCAGUUCACCACAGCGCUGGUGAGCAGCUUCAAACUCAGUGAAAACUUAGUGCGGGUAGGACUCGCCCAGUUCAGCAGCACUUUCCAGAACGAAUUUUACCUCAACCAGUUUUAUAGCGAUCAAGCCGUGACCAAGCACAUCUUAGACAUGAAGCAGAUUGGUGGCGGCACCAACAUCGGACUGGCCCUGCAUUCUAUCAUUGAUCACUUUGAUGCAUCACGGGGAGGUCGAAGGUCUGCCAGGAUCUCCCAGAACCUAGUGCUGAUCACAGACGGCGAAUCGCAGGACGAUGUGGAGGAAGCAGCUGACCGUCUCAGGGCUCUGGGGAUCGAGGUGUUUGCCAUCGGUAUCGGAGAUGUCCACGACUUGGAGCUCCUGCAGAUCACCGGCACCCCAGACAGGCUUUUUACUGUGCAGAGCUUCGGCAGCUUGGAAAAGAUCAAACAAAAGGUGGUUGAUACAAUCUGCAAAUCUAGACCCAUCCAAGAUCCCAGUGCCUGCAGCAUUGAUAUCGCCAUGGGAUUCGAUAUCUCUAGAGGAAGCCGAGCACCCGGCGAGAUGCUUAUCAGCGGCCACCCUAAGCUCCAGGCCUUCCUGCCAGACAUCGUUCGCUACGUUUCAUCGGUUCAUGGUCUUUGCUGCGUCGGGCCGGAUCCCGUUAAGACCAACAUCGCCUUUCAAGUAGCGUCACUAGAUGGACGCCCGCUCUACGACUUCAACUUCGAGGGCUACAGCUUAGAGGUUGUCAACAAAGUCAUGACCUUGAAUUUGUCAGAGCCUACUUACUUCAACAGCGCCUUGCUGAAGUCCUUCGAGAGGAAGUUCAGCGUCCAGUCCAAAGCUGGCGUGAAGGUGCUGGUGAUCUUCUCAGAUGGACUCGAUGAGGACGUGAUGAAACUGGAGCAAGAAUCAGAGCUGCUGCGACAGUCUGGGGUCAGCGCUCUGCUGACGGUGGCCCUGGAUGGGGCCCGAGACCCCGCCCAGCUGCAGAUGGUGGAGUUCGGGCGAGGAUUCGGCUACAAGCUUCCUCUCAGCAUUGGCAUGAUGAGCGUCGGCAGCUCCGUCCUCAAGCAGAUUGACACCGUGUCGGAGAGAGAGUGCUGCAAUGUCAUGUGUAAAUGUUCGGGACAUGAAGGCAUCCGAGGCUCUCGGGGCCCCCCGGGGUCAAAGGGUUUGUCUGGACAGAAAGGUUUCCCCGGGUUCCCAGGAGAUGAAGGAGUCGCUGGGGAGCGUGGUCGUCCUGGACCGUCUGGACUUCAGGGGGUUCAGGGUUGUUCUGGUCUGAGAGGAUCAAAGGGCUACCGAGGUCUCCGUGGUAACAGGGGAGAACAAGGAGAAGAUGGGCUGGACGGAGUCCACGGAGAACAGGGACGGACGGGACAGGAUGGAGGUCGAGGACCGAGAGGAGACUCAGGAAAUCCAGGUAUUCCGGGAAUCAGAGGGGAGGCGGGGAUCAAAGGACAACAAGGACUCAGAGGAGAUCCGGGCGCACCAGGUGCAGACAACACCAGACCAGGAGCCAAAGGAGAACCGGGGAACCCUGGAUUACCGGGAUCUUCUGGACAGGACGGACGGCCAGGGGAGAGUGGAGUGGUCGGGAUCCAGGGUCCAAAUGGAAGAAGAGGAGCGAUUGGUGAGAAGGGGAUUCCUGGAGGACCAGGAACCUUUGGAGUCCCGGGAACCUCCGGUGCUUCAGGUCCUCAGGGUCCCAGAGGGGUCAGAGGUCAACCUGGACCGAGAGGGGUCACUGGACUUCCUGGUCCCCAGGGAGGACCAGGAGCAUCUGGAGCGCCGGGGUCAGUCGGACGACAAGGAGCCAACGGACAGAAGGGCCAGCCAGGAGACCCAGGUGAUACAGGUGCUCCAGGCUCCCAGGGAUCCAGAGGAAUGCCGGGUCAGGACGGUAAAGACGGUUACGGCCCUGCAGGACCUAAAGGAGUGAAGGGAGAUGCUGGUUUCCCAGGUUACGCCGGUCUGCUGGGUGAGGACGGCCUUCAUGGACCUAAAGGACAUCCGGGACGUAAAGGGAACCGAGGACGAGGCGGAAACUCAGGCAGGCUGGGAGAAUCAGGCAUGUCUGGAGAACCAGGAUAUCCAGGUCACAGGGGUCCCAGGGGUCUUCCUGGAGAAAGAAACAUGACUGAGUGUCAGCUGAUUACCUUCAUCAGAGACAACUGUGCUUGUUCGCUCGGUCAGCUAGAGUGCCCUGCCUACCCCACCGAACUGGUCCUGGGUCUGGACAUGUCGGAAGACGUGACCCCGGCAGCCUUCGAGAGGCAGCGCUCCGUCCUUUUGUUCUUGCUGAAGGACAUUGCCGUUUCCGAGAGCAACUGUCCGACGGGCGCUCGCGUGGCUGUGGUAGGUUACAGCAGCUACACCAAGUACCUGAUCCGCUUCCAUGAUUAUCGUAGCAAGACCCAGCUGAUUGAGUCGGUGAAGAACAUUGCCUUGGAGAGGACAUCCAACAGGCGCCAGCUCGGUGCCGCAAUGCGUUUUGUGGGUCGGAAUGUCUUCAAGCGUGUCCGAGCGGGAAUGAUGAUGAGGAAGGUGGCCGUCUUCCUCUCUAACGGGCCGUCGCAGGAUGUCGAAGACAUUGUCACCGCUGUAAUGGAGUACCAGGCCCUCGGCAUCGUGCCGGCAGUCAUCUCUUUGAGGAACGCUCCCACUGUUGGUCGAGCCAUGGAGGUCGACGACUCAGGACGCUCCAUCUUCAUUGUUCUGGGUAGAGAUAUGGUUGUUGACCUGAAGAAGGUCCAGAGCUGUGCCAUCUGUUAUGAUCCCUGCCAGCGUCCGGACCAGUGCCCCUUCAUCCAGGAACCAGUGCGGCCUCAGGAGGUUGACAUGGACCUGGUCAUGGUGGCGGACGGCUCCAGGGAGAUGCAGGCUGACGAGUACCGCGGCGUCCAGCAGCUGCUGGGCUCUGUGUUGGAACAGCUGGUCGUAAGUCCUCAGCCCCGCAGGGCGGGCAACCAGGCCCGGGUGGCUGUGGUCCAACAGAGCGGCGCCCAGGACAUCAAGGUAGCGUUUGGCUUCGGGACCUACCAGACCAGCGCGCUGAUGAGGAACCACCUGAUCCGAAACAUGACGCAGCGGGGGGGUUCGUCAGCGCUUGGACGGACACUGGAGUUCACCUUGCAGGAGGUUCUCCUGAAGGCCGGACAGCCCCGGAGGAGGAGGGUGCUGCUGACUGUGGUCGGAACCAAGACAUCGGUAGGGGACCGAGCCAAGCUGCGCUACAUUUCCCAGAAGGCCAAGUGUGAGGGGGUGGCGCUGUUCGUGGUUACGGUCGGGGGUCGCUACGACCGGACGCAGAUGGAGGAGCUGGCCAGUCCGCCUGUUCAUCAGCACCUGAUCCACAUGGGCAGUCUGAAGGCUGAGGAGCAGGGCUACGCCCAGCGCUUCUUCAGAGUCUUCCUCUCCGCCCUCAACAAGGGAAUGAACACAUAUCCUCCUCCGUCUUCAAAGUGGACAUGUGAGCAGCUCACAACACCAAAUGGGGAACAAAUAUUAAUUAACAGUCAGGCGACGGCAUUGGUGAACGAGGAAGCGCUCUGGGACAACCAGAGGUUCCAAGAGCAGAUGGGAGGACGAACUCAGACGAGCCAGCUGGACGUCAAGGACGGUUGGACCAGAGGAGACAGACUUGUCUCCCUGUCCCACGCCCAGUGUCAGCUGGCUGCAGAUACUGGCGUCCCGUGUGAGGACUUUGUCCAAGUGUGGUUCUUUGACGUAGCCAUCGAUGCAUGUUCUCCCUUCUGGUUUGGCGGCUGCGGCGGUAACGCCAACCGCUUUAACACUGAGAUUGAAUGUUUCCGGACAUGUGGCUCUCGCAGUCCGAACACCCAGCCGACUCCGGAGCUGCCCAGCUUUGUCUCCAAAGGCCCCUGCCUUCUCAGCCAGGACCAAGGCAGCUGCCAGAACUACACCAUGAUGUGGUUCUUCGACAGCCAACAGAGGGAAUGUUCUCGCUUCUGGUUCGGCGGCUGCGGCGGCAACGAGAACCGUUUCAAGACUCAGGACGAGUGUGAGAACGUCUGUGUGAUGAAGAGUCGUGAGGAGGACGAGUCACAACAGUAUCCAUCGUCCAGGAGACACUUGGACACCAUAUAAAACCUUUAUUCACCACUGAGGCUUUCUUUCAAACCGCCCACUAGUUUCUGUUUCACAACUUGGAUUAGGCCAAGACCUGUUUUCCUCCUGAACAUCUGUUCUGUUGACCCUUUGACCUCCUUUUGACCUGUCUGUUGACCCUUAGAAAGGAAAUGAAUGUUUGACAAAUCUUAAAUGUAAUUAAAGAUUCAGUUUAUUGUAAACCGUUGUUAAACUGUACUCUUAGGAUGGUCCUUCUCUCCAAUUCUUAAAGUUUUAAUAAUGUAAGAUAUGAAAGCCUUAUUUUGGACAAUUUAUUGGACCAUUUUGUAGUAAAUGUGUUUGUGACUCCAGAGAUCCGAUCAAACAUGUCAGAGCUUGUUGCAUCUCACGUUACAUUUAAUGUCAACAAAUGGAUCCAGCUUAGAAAAUAAGAACCAGAACUUCCCUCAAUAAAGUUCCAAAGAUCAAAGUGGAUCUUUAGUUUAUUCCAUAAGCACCAAGAUGACGAAGCAAAGAUAAUUUCUGUCUGUGUGUCGUUUAUUAAACUGACUAAAAAUGCUUCAUGUGAGAAAAACUGCUUGUUUGUUAAUGGAGAACAAUUAGUUUAUAAAUCACUGUGUAACAAUAAAACGGCAAACUAA
Messenger RNA from Gasterosteus aculeatus aculeatus (three-spined stickleback), 9072 nucleotides. It is a transcript of the gene col6a4a, whose product is annotated as collagen, type VI, alpha 4a. Gene Ontology annotation, molecular function: serine-type endopeptidase inhibitor activity. The record is from RefSeq and is a predicted model, not a curated record. Lineage: Eukaryota; Metazoa; Chordata; Actinopteri; Perciformes; Gasterosteidae.